This is a messenger RNA of Sorghum bicolor (sorghum), 976 nucleotides long. RefSeq names its product RING-H2 finger protein ATL8. The record is from RefSeq and is a predicted model, not a curated record. The transcript has a single exon. Bases 128 to 712 code for a protein of 194 amino acids. NCBI's taxonomy places the organism in Eukaryota, Viridiplantae, Streptophyta, Magnoliopsida, Poales, Poaceae.
AACCAACCCCUUCAACACACUUCUCACGCCGCCUGACCCCCCCACAGCCUCCCGCCUCCGCCAAACGCCAGCGGCACGCACGCACACAGCACUCGCGCCGCCAUCUCAGCCAGUGCACUGCAAACCCAUGGCGAGGAUACUCGUCGAAGCGCCCGCCGGCUCGGGCUCGCCGCCGGAGGACUCCAUCAACUCGGACAUGAUCCUCAUCCUGGCCGGCCUGCUCUGCGCGCUCGUCUGCGUCCUCGGCCUGGGUCUCGUGGCUCGGUGCGCGUGCUCGCGGCGCUGGGCGACGGCGGCGUCCGGCCGGUCGCAGCCGGGGAGCGCCAAAGCCGCCAACAAGGGCGUCAAGAAGGAGGUGCUGCGCUCGCUCCCGACGGUCACGUACGUCUCCGACAGCUGCAAGGCGGGGGACGAGGAGGAGGGAGGAGGCGCCGACGAGUGCGCCAUCUGCCUGGCCGAGUUCGAGGAGGGGCAGGCCAUGCGCGUGCUGCCGCAGUGCGGCCACGCGUUCCACGCCGCCUGCGUCGACACGUGGCUGCGCGCGCACUCCUCCUGCCCGUCCUGCCGCCGGGUGCUGGCCGUCGACCUGCUGCCGCCCGGCGAGCGGUGCCGCCGUUGCGGCGCGCGCGGCCCCGGCGGUGUCGCCGGCAUCAGCGCGCUCUGGAAGGCGCCCACGCCCUGCAGCGCAGAGGGGCCGACGUUCUUGGCGUAGUAGUGCCGUGCGCACUCGACACAGGAACUGAACCAAUGCGCGAGCUCAGUGGUGAACUUGUUUUUUUUAGCCUUGUAGGUUUCGGUCCUUUUUAGGUGUGAGUAGUGAUUAGCUCACUGGGGGGAGUGUUCUGGACAAGCAUCAAGGUGUGUGUGCCUGAUUGAUGGAUACAAAUUGUCCCUGUAAUUUAUUUGUACAUAUGUGCAGUGAAAUGAUAAAAAGCUUGAAGUUAGGCCUUGUUUAGUUCCAAAAUAUUUUGAAAAA